CUGAGCAUGCCUAGAGAAUGACAGGCAUCUCCACAGGCAGGCUGCAUCCACCUCAGCCGGGGUGUCGUCAUUGGCUGCCCUAUUAGAAAAACUACAGGACAAUGCAUACCACCGACUGCCGACUGUAAACAUAGGGGCUAUGUGUUCACUUAGCACGGACUUCUGGGAGGGGCCAAGGAAGGGCGGUCUGGAGUUUUAUUGAAUAGAGCAGUGUGUAUUAGGCUGCCUGCCUGCCUGCCUGCCUGCCCUCUUGCUGUGCUCCUGCUAGAGAAAUCAGUUCUUCCUUUCCGAUUUAGUCCCCAGGAAGAAGUUGCAGCCUGCGAGGUAUCAUUAAAACAUUUUAAGAACCUUCAAUCAAAUUCUACAGAAAUUGGUGAUCAACCAGAAGGCUCAGAAGUGGACAUUUGAUCACUUACCUGUCCAGAUUCUCCUGUCUCUCUAGACCUGAAGCCACACCAUGGAUGAUUUUGAACGUCGCAGAGAACUUAGGAGGCAAAAGCGGGAAGAAAUGCGUCUCGAAGCAGAAAGGAUCGCCUACCAGAGGAAUGACGACGACGAGGAAGAGGCCGCCCGGGAACGGCGCCGCCGAGCCCGGCAGGAGAGGCUGCGGCAGAAGCAGGAGGAGGAAUCCCUGGGGCAGGUGACUGACCAGGUGGAGGUGAAUGCCCAAAACAGUGUGGCCGACGAGGAGGGGAAGAGCGGCGCGACACCCGCUCCGGUGGAGGGCGACGACGAGGCCGCGCUGCUGGAGCGCCUGGCCCGGCGGGAGGAGAGGCGCCAGAAGCGGCUGCAGGAGGCCCUGGAGCGGCAGAGGGAGCUGGACCCCACGGUGACAGUGACAGACGCCAGCGCGUCGCCGGCCAGCAGAAGGCUGCAGAACAACGCGGCCCCCGGCGAGGCCGCCGAGAAGGAGGAGAAGAGCGAGCCUGGCCAGGAGGGGUACGCCAUCGCGGGGCCCCAAGUGGCCACCAAGCCUCAGCAGAAGAACGACUGCAGGGACACGGAGGAGAAGCAGCAGGAGGAAGAGGAAGAAGGGAAGGCGGAGGAAGAGGAGGAGGAAGAGAAGGCAAAGCCAGGGAGCCGGGAGGAGAAUCAGGUAGAGGCGGCGGCGGCAGGUGCAGGCCCCGAGGCAGCGGCCCUGCGCUGGGGAACCGGGCAGCCCGGUGCAGAGGAGCCUGGACCCGAGGAGCGGGGGGCGCGGGGUCCAGCCGAGGCCGCGGCCAGGCUGGAGGAGGAAGAAGGGGAGACAACGAAGGCCGAGCAGGAGCGCAGGGAGGCGGCCGAGCAAGCGGGGCGGGAAGCCGAGGAAAGAGCAGCUGAGCAAGAGAGGGCCAGGAGGGAAGCAGCCGAGAGGGAGAGGGAGAAGGAGAGGGAGAGAGAGGAGAGGGAGAGGGAGAGGGAGAGGGAGAGGGAGAGGGAGAGGGUUGCGGAGCAAGAGAGAAAGGCGGCCGAGGAGAGGCAGCGGGCUGAGGCCAAGGACCAGGAGAACGCUAAGCUAGAAGAGCAGAAACUUCGGCAGCUGGAAGAGCACAGAAGUGAGAUGCAAGAGAAAAAGCGCAAAGGGGAAAAGGUAGACGAGAAACUAGAAGGGAGACGGGGAAAUGAAAAGACAGCACCAGAAGAUAAGCCGCAGACAGCUGUGCAAAAGAAACAGGAAGAAGAAAAAGGGGCCAAAGCACAAGCUCAGAGAGAAAAGUCCCAAGAAGACAAGCCUGCCUUCAAAAAAGAGAUCAAAGAUGAGAAAAUUAAAAAGGACAAAGAACCAAAAGAAGUGAAGAGCUUCUUGGAUGGAAAGAAGGGAUUUCCAGAAGCAAAGUCACAGAAUGGAGAAUUCAUGACCCACAAACUUAAACACACCGAGAAUACUUUCAGCCGCCCGGGCGCGGGAGCGAGGGCCAGCGAGGCCAAGGAGGCCGAGGGAGCCCCGCAGGUGGAAGCGGGCAAGCGCCUGGAGGAGCUUCGCCGUCGCCGCGGGGAAACCGAGAGCGAGGAGUUCGAGAAGCUCAAGCAGAAGCAGCAGGAGGCGGCCCAGGAGCUGGAGGAGCUGAAGAAGAAGCGGGAGGAGAGAAGGAAGGUGCUGGAGGAGGAAGAGCAGAAGCGGAAGCAGGAGGAAGCAGAGAGAAAAGUCAGAGAGGAGGAAGAGAAGAGGAGGCUAAAGGAGGAGAUAGAAAGGCGACGGGCAGAAGCUGCUGAGAAACGUCAGAAGAUGCCUGAAGACAACUUAUCAGAUGACAAGAAGCCAUUCAAGUGUUUCACUCCUAAAGGUUCAUCUCUCAAGAUUGAAGAGCGAGCAGAAUUUUUGAAUAAAUCUGUGCAGAAAAGUGGUGUCAAAUCAACUCAUCAAGCAGCAGUCGUCUCCAAGAUUGACAGCAGAUUGGAGCAAUACACCAGUGCAAUUGAGGGAACAAAAACCACAAAACCUGUAAAGCCAGCAGCCUCAGAUCUUCCCGUUCCUGCUGAAGGUGUACGCAAUAUCAAGAGCAUGUGGGAGAAAGGGAAUGUAUUUUCGUCCCCUACUGUGUCAGGCACACCAAAUAAGGAGACUGCUGGCUUGAAGGUGGGGGUUUCCAGCCGCAUCAACGAAUGGCUAACUAAAACCCCAGAUGGAAAUAAGUCACCCGCUCCCAAACCUUCUGAUUUGAGGCCAGGAGACGUAUCUGGCAAGCGGAACCUCUGGGAAAAGCAAUCUGUGGAUAAGGUCACUUCUCCCACUAAGGUUUGAGACAGUGGAAGAAAGAACCCAAAGUAGCCGCUCAAGAUGCUGGACCAGCUCAGUUGAAGAGGGGCUAGUUUGUUCUGUUUUAUAUUUAUGUUGAUUUACUAAAUUGAGUUCAUUUCCUCUUGUUUUAUUUUUCAUUAUCCCAGUAAACCCAUGUAUAUUGUCACUAUAUUUAAUAAUCACAGUCUAGAGAUGUUCAUGGUAAAAGUACUGCCUUUGCACAGGAACCUGUUUCUAAAGAAACCCAUGCUGUGAAAUAGAGACUUUCCUACUGAUCAUCAUAACUCUGUGUCUGAACAGUGAUACCAACCACACCAGAAGUCAACAAAAGGAGCUUCAAGUUGAAAAUUGCCUGAGGAAUGUGUGCAGUGCCCAGAAAAACAAAACCACGAGUGGUUUUGUUUUGUUUUGCUUUGUUUUGUUUUAAAUACAGAAGUCAUGUUGUUUCUGCACUUUAGGAUAAAGCAUGGAAGAAAUUAUCUUAGAAGGCAAUUCUAACACUUUCCGAAAGUAGACCAUUUCAGAUUUGAGAUACUGCAAUAAUGAUUGUCUUUAAAAAAAAAAAAAAAAAAGAUGUACUGUUAAGGUAUUAUUUUUUUCAUGCUGAUGAAUAUCUAAAUUGGAUUAUGAUGUUAGCUGACAUUGGUACUGAUUCUUUAGGUUGGUUGCUUGUGGAUUUCUUUGGUAGCAAUAGCAAACCACAUUUUAGAUGACCUGAUCAUGUAUGUAUGUGCAUACACAUAUGCAAACACACUAAUGGUAGAAAGCUUUUUUAUGCGCUAGACUAUUAUAUUUAGCAAUAUGUCCUUGUAACUAGCCAAUAUCACAGCUUUUUAAAAAUUAAAAAUCACAAUAUUAUAUUAAUAUUUCAUAUUUGCCAAUAGAUUCAUGGCAGGAUAGGUAUUGAUAUGUUUCCAGUGUCCAAUAACCUGUAAGAAGAGAGAUUAGAAGUGUCAAAAGUAGUUGACAUUUUCUAUAAAGCAUAGUAUUUAGUUUAUAAUUAAAAACAAUCUUGAAGUCCAGUGUGUAUUGUACUAAAUCUACCAUCUGAGUCAAACUCAAAGCUGGCUCAGAACUCUUUUCUUAAAAUCAAGUCCACAGUAGGUUGGCUUAGAUGGUAAAUGAGGUCUCUUCCUUCUCUAAAAUUGGAAGACAAGAAUUUUUGUCACAAAACUGUACAGAUUGGAAUUACACGUGUGGGUAUACUGAGACCAACUUUGGCUAAUGUCUGGAAGCAGAGAAGAAAAGUGAGCAAAAGCAACAUGGAGGAGCUAUGACAGUGUUUCCAUUCUUAAUAGACUGAACUAUCUUUUAAAUUAAACUUUUCUAUUUUUAUUCGUCAUUGGUACUCAUCAUAAGUUGAUACCACAUUGAAUUUUCAAAAAAUAUGUGUAACUUUUAUUAGUUUUACCUUUUCCCCUAGAGUCUAUCGACUUUCAUUUUCAGAUUUUACACACACAGUCUAGAUAUCACAUCUAUUUUAGUGUGUAAGUAUUCAUCUGUUCUCCACAAUAAGUGAUUAAAGAGAACUCCAGUGUCUUGGCAAUACCUUCUAGCAUAGAAAUAUACAUGCAGUGUAAUUCUAUAAACUUAUACCUCAUUUGACUUAACCAAAAUUGUCUUAGUCUCAAUUCCUACCACGUUGAGGGAGCCUCUCAAAUGACUUAUAAUCUACAGUAUUGCCCUAGAAGAGCUAGCCAGGGCAAGGCUGGCAUGAGGAGUGACCACUGCCUUCCAAAGUCUGUUUUCCUCAUAAAUCAGUAAAGAGUUGCUGAAUCCUCUAGCUUUAGCACACCUGGGCCAAAGGAGGGAAAGCCAACAAGACUGCACAGGUCAUCUACCCAUGACAAAGUAGACGUGAGUCUAUGAUAAAACGAACUAGAAUUCACAUGCAGUGCCUGAUUUCAGCAUUGACUCCCAUAAUUGGAGGGAAAUGGAUCAAAAUUUGAAUUAAGGCCCAUGGUGAGGGAACAUUGCUUUGUUGUACUUUUGAAUAAGAGCUUCUCCUGAUCACUAUUAUAUAUUUUUUUAGAAAGUCUAAAGUUGAGAAGAGAGUAUAUCAGUCCUGACUUUUAUUCCAAUAUUGGAUGGAAUAAGUUUUAGGGUAGAAUUUUGUUCAGUUUGGAUUUAAUCUUUUGAAAAAUAAAUUCCUUGUUUACUUGUUUGAUUACAAUUCUCUUUGUUAUCUUUAAGAGGUAAGACUGCAAGGUGACUAGCAUGUUCUGUGAAUCUGCCAUUCCUAAAAGUUUUAUAAACACUUGAUAUUUUUCACUGAUAAUUGAUCGCUGCAAUAAAUAUAUAUUGUGAAAAUGCAUCCACAAUAAAUGGAAUUCCUCCAAUGUCUGCCUUGCUUAUUUUUAUGCACUGUAUUGAUUACAAACAAGAGUUAUAUCUGUUUUAAUAAAGAUGGUGGCAUAGCAAAAUA
Canis lupus familiaris (dog) is the source of this 5144-nucleotide messenger RNA. RefSeq names its product caldesmon 1 (gene CALD1). Gene Ontology annotation, molecular function: actin binding; calmodulin binding; myosin binding. Gene Ontology annotation, biological process: actin filament bundle assembly; angiogenesis; muscle contraction. Gene Ontology annotation, cellular component: actin cytoskeleton. NCBI's taxonomy places the organism in Eukaryota, Metazoa, Chordata, Mammalia, Carnivora, Canidae. The record is from RefSeq and is a predicted model, not a curated record.